AUGCCAUAUUACGCCAUUGUGGAAGGCCGCAACCCCGGAGUUUAUGAUAGUGACUCUGAUUGGAAAGGGGAAAUUAUCGGAUACAAACACGCUGUAUUUAAGAGAUUUGAUUCACAAAUAGAUGCCCUCAAAUAUGUGACCAAGGGAGGAAAAAUAGAAAAUGUGUUUGUCGAUGGAUCCUGCCGAAGGGAUAAUAGUCGCCUGCCAGCUGCUGGGUUUGGUGUCUACUAUGGACCAGGUGAUGCUAGCAAUACGGCGAUGAUGUUGCAUUCGUAUAUUAGAGCAACCAAUGUACGUGCAGAGUUAUGCGCGGUACUUCAUGCGUUAAAAAAUGUUCAUCAAUCCCUAUUAAAUGAGACUGCUACACGUCCAGUUCGAAUUCUUUCGGAUUCUAAAACUUCUGUUCAAAGCUGUAAUAAAUGGGGGAAUAAAUGGAAGAAAAAUGGGUGGAAGAAAUCUAGGGGUGGUACUAUACGGGAUGUUGAUUUAAUUAAACAAGUGGUCACCUUGAAAGAUCUUAUUAACAGUCAUUACGCUUCCAAGGGCUGGCAUAACAUCAUUGUGGCUCACGUUAAUGCUCAUUCUGGUAACUUAGCAAAUAAUGAAGCAGACAGAUUGGCCAGUUUGGGUGCAGCUCAAGCUGAAAUUAGGAUUCUUAGAAAGUAUAAUAUCGGCUAUCCGGUGAUGAGCACCAGACUGAAAGACUUAAAGCUUCUUUAA
This is a messenger RNA of Hemisphaericaspora subhashii, 720 nucleotides long. RefSeq names its product ribonuclease H family protein. The coding region runs from base 1 to 720 and encodes 239 amino acids. The record is from RefSeq and is a predicted model, not a curated record. Lineage: Eukaryota; Fungi; Ascomycota; Pichiomycetes; Serinales; Debaryomycetaceae. Gene Ontology annotation, biological process: DNA replication, removal of RNA primer. Gene Ontology annotation, molecular function: RNA-DNA hybrid ribonuclease activity; magnesium ion binding; nucleic acid binding. The transcript has a single exon.